UUAUCUUCCAUAUCAGUUUUCAUUCUCGUAUUCUAUCUUCUACAAAAUACUACAAACCUUAACCAAAUCAGAAGGAAGAAGAGAUUUAUCAUCAUCUUCAUUAAUACAAACGAUGAAGUGGGUAGGAAGAAAUCAUUCUUCAACUUCCUCUUCUUCUGUCUCUUCCUUCAUUUCUCAUGCAUCUCCUUUCUCUUGGUUCUCCAAGUUCAAGAAUAUGAGAAUCAAUUCGGAGCCAAGUGCUGCAAAAAUGAAGCAAAAGGCAAAGCCUAGUAGUUCACCUCAAUAUUUCUGUGAGAUUGGAGAUAGAAGAUGUUGUGUAAAGAAUGAUGGUGAUUUCUGUAGACAACGUUUAAACGAGGAUGAGAAGAAUGAAGAUAUUGAUGAGAGUGUGAUUCACUCCUCAAGUUGCUUUGGUGGUAGAAGGGAUGUUAAAGGCACACCAGAGUUAAAGGAGAGGGAUAUUGGUCAAGGAGAAGAAAGAAAGUUGGUGGAUGAUGGGAAGGUUUCAAAGAAGAUGGAUGUGUACAAUAGAGAAAAGGAAUAUGAAAACUUAAGGAAGAGAUUUGAGAGGAAAGCAAAAAAGGCUUUUCAAGACCAACUCUUGACACUUGAAAGAGGAUCAAGUAAAGCAGUGGAAAAAGAUGUGUUGCAAUUGGAAUCACCUAGAACAAUUUGCACCCCAAGAACACACGCUUUUUCUUCUUCAGCAAUUUCAAGGAAUCCCAUCCUUGGAAAUGUUAUAGAAAAUUUUGAGAAAAAUGAAAGGCUGUCUCACAAGAAAAUGAGUUCUGAGAGGCAGAACUUGAAACAAACUGAGGAGACGAAGGUAAAGACCAACAGGAAUAAGCAAUCACAUCAACUCAACAGAGAACGUCAGAGGAGGAAACAAAAGCCGAGCUCUAGGGUCAAAAUACAUUCUCCAAGGAUGGUUUCUAAGGUUGAAAUUUGCAAAAUAAAGGCCCUGGAAGACAUGAAGAAAGCAAAACUAAAGACGAAGAAAGAAAAGGAGGAAAUACCAGUAUUAGAAAGCUUUGCUGUGAUUAAGUCUUCAAUAGAUCCAAUGCAAGAUUUCAGAGACUCAAUGAUUGAGAUGAUCAUAGAGAAUCAGAUUAUUCAGCCAGAAGAAAUGGAAGAUCUUUUGGUAUGUUAUCUGACUUUGAAUGCAGAUGAAUAUCAUGAUCUCAUCAUCAAGGUGUUCAGGAAGGUAUGGUUUGACAUGAGCCAAGGUAUUUUUGGGUAUUAAACUAAAUAUGCAAUGUGGUUACUAUGAAUAACAACCCGUGUCAAGUUUACACGCUUGACCAAAGUGUACAGUUACUCUAAAGCACAUGUUCUUGCCAUGCUCUAGUUUAUUUUCUUAAUGUAAUAGUGUUUCCAUAAAUUCUCAAUUACUAUUAA
Molecule: messenger RNA, 1398 nt
Organism: Vigna radiata var. radiata (mung bean)
Lineage: Eukaryota; Viridiplantae; Streptophyta; Magnoliopsida; Fabales; Fabaceae
Product: transcription repressor OFP5
Exons: 1
Coding region: 113-1243 (376 amino acids)
Biological process (GO): negative regulation of DNA-templated transcription
Source: RefSeq, a predicted model, not a curated record